Penicillium waksmanii is the source of this 1140-nucleotide messenger RNA. RefSeq lists its product as uncharacterized. The transcript is spliced from 2 exons. NCBI's taxonomy places the organism in Eukaryota, Fungi, Ascomycota, Eurotiomycetes, Eurotiales, Aspergillaceae. Bases 1 to 1140 code for a protein of 379 amino acids. The record is from RefSeq and is a predicted model, not a curated record.
AUGGAUGCCUUUGACGAACUCGAAUACAUUCCGUCAUGGUCGUCAGGCUGGCCCUCAUGCUUGUUAUGCGGUAUCAUGAUUCGAUCUGCUCAACACUCCGGUCCUCUGAAAUCAUAUCAGAAGGCUAUAGGCAGGCAACUCAAGCGAAACACUGAUCAAGAUCAAGUACUGGUUCCAGUGAAAAACGUUGAGGAACAUUACCUUGUCAAUUACCCUUGGCUAGGUGGAUGUACAUUUCGAGCCAUCGCCAGCGAUAGGAAUGGUCGAUUCCACUUAACCGGCAUCUGUAUUGCAGAUUGGAGAUGCAGCGACCUCAGAGACUUCGCCGUUGUUCCCAAGGACUCUUCCAUGGCACGAAUCGGCGCACGGAGUGGAGAAAUACCAGUUCUUCCAGGAUCUUCCUGUCAUGAUCCAGCGUUCACCCACUUUCGACUUCGAGGAAUACGGGACGCAAUGCCUGAGCAGCAGACAUCUCCCGGAACAGGGUACCUGCUCCACGCCCAUUGCUGGGUCCUCCUCGGUCGACAGAUCUGCGACCCAAUUCAAACCAAAUUGGAAACCCUUGACUUGAAACAACUUGUCCACACGGCAAGAUCAAUGCGGGUGGCAGACAAGCCUUCUUGGAUAUUCAGGGCUGAUAGGAGCCCUGCAAAUCCUCUGGUUAUCCCCCGUAUUCAGAAUAUUAUUGCUCUCGCAGAAAGAGCCGUUAAACUUACAAGGAAAGCCAGAACAUCUGCCGUUCAGUCGAUUCAGGAAUCACAUCCGUCACAUCCAAUGAACGGAGUACCCAUGGACAUCGCUCUUCUUAUCGCUGAAGACAUCUGCAGACCUGAUUGCAACAGUUGGGAAGCUACGAAUCUUAGGAACUUGCUAUCUGUAUUCGAAUGGGAACUGCCGGAGAGCUUCUGGCGACGCCGAGUGAACGAAGACGUAUUUUUCGAACUGAAGGAGAUUCGCAAAUCCAAUACCCAAGUUAAUUGGCAGCUCCUACGACUCGAAUUGAUGCAACUUCACGGAUACCCAUUGAAUUAUCGGACUGGAUUGAGAGUUCGAAUUCAAGUACUUCAAACUUUGAAAGAGCUGAUGUCGGCCUACGCCAAAGACAAGGUGGAAGAGUCGAGCCAGAACGCCAACCCCUGA